UUUUUAUUGGAGGAUCUGUUUAUUUUUUGUUUUGUUCAUUCAGCAUUAAGACAGAGGUUGCAGCGAAGGAGUCGCCAUAUCUGCAGUUAUUUUUUUAUGGCUUAAUGUGGACAAUGGAUAUUUUAUCUCUGACAACAACCUGUAAAAUGGACCUAUACAUGUUUCCAUUCGACACACAACACUGCAAUCUAACCCUUCAAUCUUUAGCCUGUACAGAGGAACAGCUAAAAUUGUAUGAGGGCUAUUCUUCAAAAGACCUUACCUUAGAAUCUCAGGACAUCUUUCAAACUGAGGGAGAGUGGGAACUGCUCAAUAUAACAACAUCUACAACUGAAUCUGAUACUGUGUGGAUCACCAUCAAGAGGAGACCUCUGCUGUAUAUCAUCAACUUAAUUUUUCCAGUAUUUUGUUUCCUUGUGCUGGAUGUGGCCUCCUUCUUCAUAAAGGCAUCUGCAACAGACAAGCUGAGUUUUAAAGUGACUUUACUGCUCUCCAUUUCUGUGUUACUGCUGAUUCUUAAUGACAAGCUGCCAUCUACAGCUAGUAAAAUCCCAUUGAUUGGGAUUUACUGUGGUGGGAUUUUCACACUUAUUGGCCUAAGCAUUCUGGAGACCAUCUUUGUGAAUUUUCUGAUAACUGUAGGAGAAGAAACCAAAUCAGAAGCACAAGAGGAAACCAAAGCUGCUGCAAAUGCUCAUCAUGAUGGUGUAGACACAGUUACCAAAAUUGAAGAGCCAACAUGUUCAGUCAACCCUCAAAAGAAGGCAUCACUAUACUGGACCAGGGCAGCAAUGAUCUUUGAUGUGACCUUCAUUGUUCUUUACAUAAUCACUGUUAUUGUGUUUCUGUCCAUUCUUGGCAAGAUUUGGUUUCUGUUGUAA
Molecule: messenger RNA, 881 nt
Organism: Misgurnus anguillicaudatus (oriental weatherfish)
Lineage: Eukaryota; Metazoa; Chordata; Actinopteri; Cypriniformes; Cobitidae
Product: 5-hydroxytryptamine receptor 3C-like
Biological process (GO): monoatomic ion transmembrane transport
Cellular component (GO): membrane
Molecular function (GO): extracellular ligand-gated monoatomic ion channel activity; transmembrane signaling receptor activity
Source: RefSeq, a predicted model, not a curated record